CCUUGCUUGUCAGACACUAUAUACGAAAUGGCACUUAAGCUGCCAGUUGACGUCCAGUUUGGUGCAGUUAAGUCGCCAUAAGUAAGGAAAUCGGUUUGACUCUUGUCACUUUCUUUAAGGAGAGUUAAGAGACUUUUAGUUUGAAAUGCGUGUUCACAAACUGCAGUUGGAGCCCAGUUUAUUUACCUAUCUUGGCUAUCCUAAAGUGCUCUAGUACCGUUAGCCAUCUGUUGGCUAAACUGAUAGCAAUUGUAUUAGUUUAGCUAGCUAGCUUACGUCAACUAACUCAAGGGGAGUGGCUGUCAAACUCGGCAAAUUGUUAAAAAGUCGUUUUGUAGGUAGGAAACCUGUUUCAGGAGAGGAAUCCACGGACGCCUUAUUAACAGAAAGGGAGUGUGCGUGCGUGCGUGUGUGGCCAGCAAGCCCCCGAGUGCUGGCGUGCAUGAGAAUAAGGGACAGGCAUGGGGAAUGGAGUGCAGGAACACCAGGGGGCGCUCACAAAGGGUGAAGUCCUGCCACUUUCCUCCAGCCAAUCAGAGGGCUUCAAGCAGGGCCGAUCUGUGUUGAACUCGCUGCUCUCUGGGGCCUUCGCGGGCGCUGUGGCUAAAACCACUGUAGCGCCGCUGGACAGAACCAAGAUCAUCUUCCAAGUGUCUUCAAACCGAUUUUCUGCCAAGGAGGCGUAUCGGCUGAUCUACCGCACCUACCUGUCAGAGGGCUUCUUCAGCUUGUGGAGGGGAAACUCUGCCACCAUGGUGCGCGUCAUCCCCUAUGCUGCCAUCCAGUUCUGCGCCCACGAGCAGUACAAGAGGCUUCUGGGAGGCUACUACGGCUUCCAGGGCAAAGCUCUGCCGCCUGUGCCGAGGCUGUUGGCUGGGUCGCUUGCCGGCACCACAGCUGCUAUGAUUACGUACCCGCUCGACCUGGUCCGUGCCCGCAUGGCUGUUACGCCGAAGGAGAUGUACAGUAACAUAAUGCACGUCUUUGUGCGGAUCUCUCGCGAGGAGGGACUGAAAACUCUCUACAGAGGCUUCGCUCCCACUAUACUCGGUGUAGUUCCCUAUGCAGGCCUGAGUUUCUUCACUUAUGAGACACUCAAAAAACUCCAUGCAGAGAAAACGGGCCGAGCGCAGCCCUACUCGUAUGAGAGGCUGGCAUUUGGAGCAUGCGCUGGUCUGAUCGGCCAGUCAGCCUCCUACCCACUGGACGUGGUGCGCAGGCGGAUGCAGACGGCAGGCGUGACGGGCCACGCGUACGCCUCCAUCACGGGCACCAUGCGCGAGAUCGUCCACGAGGAGGGCGUCAUCCGUGGCCUGUACAAGGGCCUGAGCAUGAACUGGGUCAAAGGGCCCAUCGCCGUGGGCAUCAGCUUCAUGACCUUUGACCUCACACAGAUCCUCCUGCGCAAGGUGGGCUACAGCGCACGAUAGACUGGCAGGGAGAACUGCAGUGCAGCAGCCUCUGCCCAGAGGGGGAAGACUUUUACUGUGCCGCAGCUUCCUGUGAGCAGCAGCUUCUGCCCAGAGGGGGAAGACUUUUACUGUGCCGAAGCUUCCUGUGAGCAGCAGCUUCUGCCCAGAGGGGGAAGACUUUGACUGCGACACAGCUCACACAGCGUUGGGCAGGAGGCGUGUCUGGGGAAGUCAGCUGCAUGGAGCCGAGGCGGGGAGGAGAGCGACUCCGACUGAUGCUCUGUCCACGUCGGCGUGCGGGAGGAGGGGACGACUUUCUUUGCGACACGGCUGUUUUUGUACUUGUGCGUAUGCUGCCAAAGGAAGAAACGGAAAAUCUGACACACAAGCACAAUGGUCAAACUGACGAGCACAGAACUCAGACACGCUAGUAGAGAUCUUACUGACAGUUUAUGGAUGUGUGUGUUUUACAUGAUGGCUGGACUUUGAAAUGAAAUAGUUUAGAGGUUUUUGUUUUCUGAGUUGGAGAAUAAGUCAGUAGAGAGUCUGUGUCUGUGUGUCUGUCUGUGUGAGAGAGGUACAGACAGACCUUAUGUCCCGUAAGCCCCUCCCUCUUCACUGAUGUCCCACGUGUCUCUGCAGGAUCCCACUAAGUGCAAUACGCUCAUUCGUUUCUCGUUCUGGCGUUGCCAUGUAUGCGGCGGAAACUCCUCUUUCUUCUGCGCGUUGCUGUUCUCUUGCCCUUUUUAAAUUUUUUUAUUUUUUUUUUAAGAUUUCUUCCCUGCCACGCUCCUGCCUUGUGUGUGAUGACACACUCUAGCUGCCUUGAAAUGAGGGCUGAUCAGACCCUGUAUCGAUGUAAUUUCAUCUCACCUUUUAAUACAUCUGACAAAAACCAGAAUGUAGUAAAUGUACCUGUAAAUUCUCUUGGUGGGCUGUCAUGAGAAGGAUAUGAGGAAGACAGGAAGCAGCGCCACCAGUCCAGCGUAUCCUUAGGUCCUCCCACACUCUGGUGACCAAUGAUGUCGUCUGCCGUGUCUGCAGCCGCCGUGUUUGGCUCGCAGUAUAUGCGUCGCCACGUGCACCUCUGAGUGCACAGGGCAGCCGUACAUGUUGCGUGCUUGCUUGUGUGUGUCUACUUGCCUUCUGUGUUGCUGUGGAGUCUCCACAUUGUAAGUGUGAGCUUGCUUGGUGUCAUGGUGUCCACCAAGGCCUGAUGCUAAGCCCUGUGCAUGUGGGGUUUGCCACUCAGGCUAUCUGAACACGAGCAUGUGCUUAGUGCCUCCGCAAAGAGAACAGAAAGGCCCACUAUGAACAAAAUGUAGCUCACGUCAGCACCUCUCUUGCUAACUCAGAUCUCCAGUAGCACAGGGCAGUUCUGAAGCUCACUGGGAGUGCAGUAAAUAUGAGCUCAUUGCUAAUGAGGAGCACAGUUGUGACUUCAGUGUAACUGCAUGACUCAUUUCUGUGCUAGUUUUAACAACUUGGUAACGUGUUGUGAGUAACCUUUUGGUAACACAUUUGCAAGUAAUAUUUGCAUAUCUGCUAACUUGUUAAGGACCUCAUAUUACUGGCUACCAUAUUAUCUCUGACAGAAUGCUAUUGUAAAUUAUAGAUAUCUGCUUUAAUUCACCUGCGUCUAAUCCAGACACUGUUAUUUCAGUGCGGCUUUGGUCCAGGCCUGUUAUUUCAAUGAUGUUGGGUACAAUGAUCACAGAUGUUACUGAUGUUGCUAAAUAUGGCCUUGACCAUUUUUUCCAUAUAUUUUUAUGAAAGCCGUUGUAUUUGAAUAACAUUUGAACCAUUUUAUCUUUUUAUUUUUAUCUGUUCAUGCCCUCUACUAAUAACACCCUCUCCACCCCUCAAAGUUUUCAAUAACAAUCGCUUUAAGCCAAAGCACAGUUCAGGAUGCUUGGAUGUUUUAGCUGGCAUAAUGGCAUUUUAGAGCCUUCAACAUGAAAAUACAAGAGGCCUGUUUAAAUCCCCAAGUCAGCUAAAUCCAGGCUAAAAAUGUCCUGAGAUGGUCAUUCCAGCCAGCCGACCUGUACUUCAACACCACUGAGGACCUCCAGGGUGCCAUGCAAGUGUUGUAUAAGUCUAAUCUUGUAGAGAAUACUUGAAACUUUUCUAACUUCUCUUGUUACACCCAUAAUAAAAAUGUAACCAUCCCGUAUUUUGCUGAGAGAUGAAUUAUAAAUGUGGCGGGGUAGCUGCCUGUUUCAUGCUGACAACUUUGCGUUGGUGUCAGUAAUCCCUCUGUGUUGGUGUUUUUCCAAAGCGAACAUGAUCUCAAGCUGAAAUGAAUGAUUGAUUGAUUCAGAGUAUUCUGAUCUCCAGGCUGGUUUUAAGUAAGUUAUUGUGCCAAGUGAAUGUAUAUUAAACUAAUGAGAUUGCAAUCA
Electrophorus electricus (electric eel) is the source of this 3811-nucleotide messenger RNA. RefSeq names its product solute carrier family 25 member 42 (gene slc25a42). Gene Ontology annotation, cellular component: mitochondrial inner membrane. Gene Ontology annotation, biological process: transmembrane transport. NCBI's taxonomy places the organism in Eukaryota, Metazoa, Chordata, Actinopteri, Gymnotiformes, Gymnotidae. The record is from RefSeq and is a predicted model, not a curated record.